AUGGAGCCUCUGUUCCCGGUCCCCACGCUGGCCGGCUGGAACGCCUCCGCGGCGGCGGCCCCCGGCGCGGGCGGCCACAACGGGACGCUGGCGGGGCCGGCGGCCUCGCCGGGGGCCCGCGCCGUGGUGGUGCCCGUGCUGUACCUGCUGGUGUGCGUGGUGGGGCUGGGGGGUAACGCUCUGGUCAUCUACGUGGUGCUGCGCCACGCCAAGAUGAAGACGGUCACCAACAUCUACAUCCUCAACCUGGCCGUGGCUGACGUGCUGCUCAUGCUGGGGCUGCCCUUCCUGGCCACGCAGAACGCCGUCUCCUACUGGCCCUUCGGCCCCGUCCUGUGCCGCCUGGUCAUGACCUUGGACGGCAUCAACCAGUUCACCAGCGUCUUCUGCCUGACCGUCAUGAGCGUGGACCGCUACCUGGCCGUCGUCCACCCCAUCCGCUCCGCCCGCUGGCGCCGCCCCCGGGUGGCCAAGCUGGCGAGCGCGGGCGUCUGGACCUUCUCGCUGCUCAUGUCGCUGCCCCUGGUGGUCUUUGCGGACAUCCAGGAGGGCUGGGACACCUGCAACGUCAGCUGGCCGGAGCCCGUGGGCCUGUGGGGCGCCGUGUUCAUCAUCUACACUUCCGUGCUGGGCUUCUUCGGGCCGCUGUUGGUCAUCUGCCUGUGCUACCUGCUCAUCGUGGUCAAGGUGAAGGCGUCGGGCGUGCGCGUGGGCGCCACGCGGCGGCGCUCGGAGCGCAAGGCGACCCGCAUGGUGGUGGUGGUGGUCGUGGUGUUUGCGGGCUGCUGGCUGCCUUUCUUCAUCGUCAACAUCGUCAACCUGGCCUUCGUCCUGCCCGCGGAGCCCGCCUCCGCGGGCGCCUACUUCUUCGUCGUCGUCCUGUCCUACGCCAACAGCUGCGCCAACCCCGUGCUCUACGGCUUCCUCUCUGACAACUUCCGCCAGAGCUUCCGGAAGGUUCUGUGCCUCCGCAAGGGCUACGGCGCCGAGGACGCGGAGGCCGCGGAGCCCCAGGCCGACAAGAGCGGCCGGCUUCGGGAGGCCACGACGCCCGCGCGCGGCUCCGAGGCCAACGGGCUCAUGCAGACCAGCCGGCUGUGA
Lynx canadensis (Canada lynx) is the source of this 1101-nucleotide messenger RNA. RefSeq names its product somatostatin receptor 5 (gene SSTR5). Gene Ontology annotation, biological process: neuropeptide signaling pathway; regulation of insulin secretion; cellular response to glucocorticoid stimulus. Gene Ontology annotation, molecular function: neuropeptide binding; somatostatin receptor activity. The record is from RefSeq and is a predicted model, not a curated record. Lineage: Eukaryota; Metazoa; Chordata; Mammalia; Carnivora; Felidae. The transcript has a single exon. Gene Ontology annotation, cellular component: neuron projection; membrane. The coding region runs from base 1 to 1101 and encodes 366 amino acids.